Malus domestica (apple) is the source of this 1044-nucleotide messenger RNA. Its product is annotated as protein BRANCHLESS TRICHOME-like. The record is from RefSeq and is a predicted model, not a curated record. NCBI's taxonomy places the organism in Eukaryota, Viridiplantae, Streptophyta, Magnoliopsida, Rosales, Rosaceae.
AUGGGCACCAGUACUACUACUCCUCCUAGCCCAGAAAAUAUCAGAAAUAUUGAAACCACCACCUCCACUUUCCCAACCUGGAAACUUUACGAAAACCCUUCUUAUAAUUCUCAUAAACUUCAUCAAAAUCCACUCCCACGACAACAAAACCAGCAGCAGCAGUGCCGAAACUUUAGCAACAAGCAACAAGAAGUCCACCACUGCCUGCACCUCCCCAUCUCCGCCCGCAAGCUCGCCGCUUCCUUCUGGGAUCUCACCUUCUUCGAGCCGGCAAUGGAGUCCGAGAUGGAUUACACGCGAGCCCAGAUCACCGAAAUGAAGGCGAAGCUCAAAUACGAGCGAAAAGCGCGCAAGAAGGUGGAGAUUUCAAACAAGAUGCUGGCAAAAGAGUUGGGGGAGGAGAGAAGGUUGAGAAAAGCGAUAGAGAGGGUUUGCGAGGAGCUUGCCGGAGAGAUUUCUUUCGGGAAGUCGGAGAUCAUUAGGAUCAGGAAAGAGAUCGAGGAGGAGAGGAAAAUGCUUCGAAUGGUGGAGAUGCUGAGAGAGGAGAGGCUUCAGAUGAAGCUCACCGAGGCGAGGCUUCUGUUCGAAGAGAAGGUGUUAGAACUGGAGGGGUGUAAACAAAUGCUGAGCGCUGCAGAGAACUCACAUUUCAAGAUCAAACACAAGAGUGAGGACGCUAAUGUUGCUAGUUUUAACAAUUCGAGUGAAAAGUCUGGUGCUUUUAGCGGUGAUCGAAACAAUGACUCUGUUUCCAGUUUUUCUACUGCAACUUCAAGGGAAGUGCUUUUGGGUGAGAAAGCUGCUUUUAGUGAAAACAGUGGAGGUUUUUCAUCAAUGGCAGUUCAGAAAAGAUCCUCACCAGAACCAGAAAAUCCUCACAUAAAGAGAGGGAUCAAAGGAUUUGUUGAAUUCCCAAGAGUUGUCAGAGCAAUUGGAUCAAAAAGUAGGCAUUGGGGUACAAAGCUGGAAUGCCAAAAAGCUCAGCUCAGAAUUCUGAUGAAGCAAAAGAGCCCCAUUAGAUCCAAUAGUUUCAUUAUUAGUUGA